AUGGUCGACACUCAAGACCAAAGCCCAUUUUAUCGAAUAAGUGACACAAAAAAUCCUGAUUUAUUACAUGAACGUCAAUCAGCAACAUUCGAUGUUGAACAACUUACACAAUUUAUAUUUGGUGGUCCAAGCGGUUAUUUUAAUAUAAAUAGACGACGUCAAAUUACUCGUCUAGCUUAUACACAUCCA
Rotaria sordida is the source of this 189-nucleotide messenger RNA. The record is from the annotation of a GenBank genome assembly. NCBI's taxonomy places the organism in Eukaryota, Metazoa, Rotifera, Eurotatoria, Philodinida, Philodinidae.